Molecule: messenger RNA, 2658 nt
Organism: Synchiropus splendidus (mandarinfish)
Lineage: Eukaryota; Metazoa; Chordata; Actinopteri; Syngnathiformes; Callionymidae
Product: signal transducer and activator of transcription 4-like
Exons: 24
Coding region: 75-2336 (753 amino acids)
Biological process (GO): regulation of cell population proliferation; cell surface receptor signaling pathway via JAK-STAT; defense response
Molecular function (GO): RNA polymerase II cis-regulatory region sequence-specific DNA binding; DNA-binding transcription factor activity, RNA polymerase II-specific
Source: RefSeq, a predicted model, not a curated record
CAGAGUCAUGUAGACGAACAAGUGCAAGUUCUGAACGAGACAGAGGGGAGAGCAACACACACACACACACCAGCAUGAGCCAGUGGAACCAAAUUCAGCAGCUCGAGUUCAGACUCCUGGAACACGUGGACUAUCUUUAUGAUGAUAACUUUCCGAUGGACAUCCGACAGGGUCUCGCCAGCUGGAUUGAGUCUCAGAACUGGGACACGGCGGCCAAUGAUGAGUCCAUGGCGGCCGUGUUGUUCACCGACAUGAUUGCUCAGGUGGAGCGGCUGCGUUCCCAAGAGCAGAACUUCCUGCAGAGACACAACUUGAAAAUCAUACAACAACAUUUGCAGGUGAAAUACUCCAGUAGCCCUGCAGCCAUGGCUGGUGUCAUCUCCAACUGCCUGAGGGAGGAGCAACGGAUCCUCUCCAGCGCUUGCAUGCAGGAGCAGGGUCCACUGGAGAAAUCCCUGCAGAACUCAGUGGGGUUUGAGAGGCAGAAGAACAUGGACAACAGUAUUGGGAUGAUCAGAGCCAGGGUGCAGAUACUUGACCAGUCUGUCAAAUACCUUGAGGACAUGCAGGACGACUUUGACUACCGCUACAAGAUCUUACAAUCAGGAGAUCAAGGAGAGAGGAACAACGAACGCAUGAAGCAGAUUAAGUUAAAACUACAGGAAACGCUCAACCGACUGGAUUUUAAAAGAAAGGACAUUCUGACAAAGAUGGACAUAGUGAUCAAAGAGGUUGAUGACCUGAUGACAUCACAUCUCGGCCCUGUGCUCCGAGACUGGAAACGCCGGCAACAGAUCGCAGCUAUCGGUGGUCCAGUCCUCACUGGCCUGGACCAGCUGCAGAAUUGGUUCACUCUGACAGCUCAGAGUCUCUUCCAGAUAAAACGUCAGCUGGACAAACUCGGAGAGCUGGUGUUAAAGGUCACCUAUGACAGUGACCCAAUCCCCCUGCAGAAACCUCAGAUGGACGAACGUGUGAAAUACCUUAUCUAUCACCUCAUCAAGAGCUCAUUUGUGGUGGAAAAGCAGCCCUGCAUGCCCAUGCAUGCCCAGAGACCUCUCAUCAUCAAAACUGGGGUCCAGUUCACCACCAAAGUCAGGCUGCUGGUGAAGCUUCCAGAAGUGGAUUAUCAACUCAAAGUGAAAACAACAUUUGACAAGGACCUUCCUCCGGGCAGAGUAAGUCGCCAGUUCUUCAUUCUGACCAACAACACUAAAGUCAUGGAUGUGGAGGACUAUUCCAACGGCUGCCUCUCAGUGGAGUUCAGACACUUGCAGCUGAAGGAGAAGAAAUAUAUCAACGGCACCAAAGGCAAUGAGGGCCUGCUCUCUGUGACAGAGGAGCUCCACUCUCUGAGUUUCGAAGCAUGUUUCACAGUGCUGGGCCUCACCAUCGACCUGGAGACGUGUUCUCUGCCCCUGGUGGUCAUCUCCAACGUCUGUCAGCUGACUGGCAGCUGGGCGUCUGUCAUUUGGUACAAUCUCCUCACAGAUGAGCCCAGAAACCUGGCGUUUUUCAACAACCCACCUCGGGCGACUUGGAGCCAGCUCUCCGAGGUUCUCAGCUGGCAGUUCUCAACUUUCGCUGGCCGAGGUCUUAACAAGGAGCAGCUGAGCAUGUUGGGAGAUAAACUUGGUACGCAAAAGCCACUCUCUGAUGUGGGUGAGAAACGAGGGAGUUCGAGGCAGCAAUUCCCCUGCGCUGACUUCCAGGUGUCCUGGUCCAAGUUUUUAAAGGAAAACAUUGCAGGCAAGACAUUCAGUUUCUGGGUUUGGCUGGAAUCCAUCCUGGAGCUAAUCAAGAAACAUCUGCUGCCGGUCUGGAAUGAGAACUACAUCAUGGGUUUCGUGAGCAAAGAGAUGGAGCGGAGUCUGCUGAAUGACAAAGAGCCCGGAACGUUUCUCUUACGCUUCAGCGAGAGUCACCUCGGAGGAAUCACGUUCACCUGGGUGGAGCAUGACAACGGGGAGGUGAAGCUUAACUCUGUGGCGCCAUACACGAAAAGCGGCCUGAACGCCGUGUCACUUCCACACAUUAUCCGGGACUACAAAGUGUACUCAGAUGGUUUUGCCCCAGAAAACCCGCUCAAGUUCCUUUAUCCAGACAUUCCAAAAGACGUGGCCUUCGGGCGCCUGUACAACUGUCAACCCAGCAAAGUGGAUCCAUACAUACCGUCCAUCCUGAUUCCAAUAUCUGAAAUGCGCAGUUCCAGUUCGAGCGUCACGUCACCAGCCUGCUUGUCCCCGCAGCCUCCCAUGACCCCGGGAGAGUUUGAAAUGCUCAGUGAUCAAAUAUGCUUCAACAUGAACACGAUGACUCCUCCAUAUCCUGAGUGAAGAAGAAUGAAUAACAGCCCGCCAACUGCUGCCAGAACCAACCACUAAAGCAACUGCUCUCACUCUCCUAUUCCUUUUUUGUCAUUAUAUUUUUCUAGCAAAUGUAAUGGGUUAUAUUCAGGAAGUUGUGUUUUUUUUUAUUUUUAUCUUAUUAGCUACUUUUGGAGCAGUAAAUAAGAAAAAAAAUGUCUGUAUAAAGAUCAGAUCAGACGAUUGAAUUUUUUUUUCUCACCAUCUUAUUUAAAAUCCUUAAAUCUUUUGUUCGAUCUUACCCUACAUUUCUUUAUUUCUCUGUACAAUAAAGGAAUUUGAUUGUAUUACU